Molecule: messenger RNA, 719 nt
Organism: Entelurus aequoreus (snake pipefish)
Lineage: Eukaryota; Metazoa; Chordata; Actinopteri; Syngnathiformes; Syngnathidae
Product: unique cartilage matrix-associated protein-like
Exons: 6
Coding region: 187-618 (143 amino acids)
Biological process (GO): regulation of osteoblast differentiation; embryonic skeletal system development
Cellular component (GO): extracellular matrix
Source: RefSeq, a predicted model, not a curated record
CACGUGGAAUAUUCUCUAUAAUGUUGUCUAUCUGUGAUGAGCUGGUGACUUGUCCAGGGUGUACACCGCCUUCCACCCGAAUGCAGUUGAGAUAGGCUCCAGCACCCCCAAAAGGGACAAGCGGUAGAAAAUGGAUGGACAUUUGUUUCCAAACAGUAAAGUGCAGUCCACUCUCCUCUGUGCAACAUGUCCUGGACUACCAGACUCUUCCCUCUGUGCAACAUGUCCUGGACUACCAGACUCUUGGCUCUGGUCUUCCUGGCUGCCCUCCUCAGUGUUUCUAGUCUUGCUGACGGUGCAGCCGUGCGGGAUGACUCCAAGUCAGCUGACAUCAAAGAGGGCGCUCGCAGGGUCUUCAUGCCUGAGGCCGACGCAGACAACUUUUUCAAACGCAGAAGUCGCCGCUCCGUGAGCUACUACGAACAGCUGGCGGAGCAGAAGGUCCAGCGGGCCAACACGGAGCGCUGGAAGGAAUACAACGAGGAUCGACGCAACAAGUACGAGAACUACGCCGAAGAGGACCGCGACGAGCAAAGUGAAAGAACGAGGGAGACAAACGAGCAGGUUCGGGAGUAUCACUACGAUGGCCUUCAUCCCCGAUACCACUGGUUCCACUAGUGAGGCUGCCACUGCGCCAUUUUUAAACAAAACUUACAUUUCCAUACGGCUUCAAAUGUUUCAGGACACUUGUAUUGUGCAGCGUAUACUGGUGAAGUCAA